Papilio polytes (common Mormon) is the source of this 1683-nucleotide messenger RNA. RefSeq names its product acetylcholinesterase-like. The record is from RefSeq and is a predicted model, not a curated record. The transcript is spliced from 3 exons. Bases 50 to 1657 code for a protein of 535 amino acids. Lineage: Eukaryota; Metazoa; Arthropoda; Insecta; Lepidoptera; Papilionidae.
UAUAAAAGUCAGAUAUCUACCGACAUUCGUCAGAGUUACUCGUGUAAAAAUGAAUGUUUUAAUAUUUUUAUUAUUUAUUUAUGGAUCUUGGGCUCUACCAAGAUUGGAUCCGUUAGUAGACACUAAGAAAGGUCUGAUCAGAGGUGUGCAGGCUACAGAUGGGGACUACGCUAUGUUUAUGGGGAUACCAUACGCAAAAGUCAAUGAAAGUAACCCUUUCGGGGCUGCUGUCCCAUAUCCUGAUUUCAAAGAGACAUAUCUAGCUAACGACGAUACAUCGAUAUGCAUACAAAAUCAACAAAGAACUAAAGAAGUAACUGGUUCUUUAGACUGUUUAAAAUUAAAUAUAUACGUUCCUAACUCAGCUAACACAAGAAACAAGUUACCCGUCUUAUUUUGGAUCCACGGCGGUAGAUUCCAGCAUACAAGUGGAGGACGACGUCAAUACGGACCUAAAUAUUUAGUCAAAAAAGAUAUUAUCCUAGUAACUAUUAAUUAUAGAGUGGGUUUAUACGGUUUUAUGUGUUUAGAUACACCUGAAGUACCAGGUAAUCAAGGCUUGAAGGACCAAUUGCGUGCGUUACGAUGGGUUAAAGAAAAUAUCGAUUCUUUCGGUGGUGAUGUUAAUAAAAUAACGAUAUUUGGAUCCAGUGCUGGUGGUGUGUCUGUUGAUUAUCAUUUAUUAUCUAAACAGGAGAAAAUAUUCGAUAAAGCGAUAACACAGAGUGGGACUAGCUUAGCGCCUUGGGCUUUUAUUGACUCUGAUAGGACCUUACCUAUAAGGAUAGCUGAGAAACUAGGCGUGGUAAUAAAUGAUAGUGAGCAAGCGGUGGAAUAUCUAUCUAAUUUAGAUCCUAAAACAGUUGUUGCAGCUAGUUUAGAUUUAUCAGUAACUUACAGACCUUGUAUUGAGAAAGAAUUUGAAGGAAUCGAAAGUUUUAUAACAGAUUACCCUGUUAAUACACCUAUACCGAAAGUAAAAGAUACACCGAUAUUAAUAGGUUAUAAUAAUUUGGAGAAACUAUUUGAAUAUGCAAAUAAACUACCUGAAGAGUAUAAUGAAGAUGUUUUUGUGAAUAAUUUGAAUUUAGCUUUUAAUGCAGUUGAUGAGAAAUUGGUGAAAAUAGCAAGAAAUUUCUACAUAGGUGAUGAAGAUGUUAGUAUUGACGUGAAAUAUGAUUUAGCGGAGUUCGAUUCUGAUUUUACAUUCAUACAUCCGAUACAUAGAAGUAUACCUAAAUAUCUAGAGAAUGGUGGUAAAGUUUUUUAUUACGUUUUUAAAUAUGGAGGUGGUAGGAAUUACGCUAAACUGAGAGAGAAUAUAACAGGACCGGGGGCCAUACAUUCUGAUGAGAAAGGAUAUUUAUUCGAUAUGGCAGUACUUCCUGAGACACCAACGGUAGAAGACCAGGCAAUAAUAGAUAAAAUGACAACGAUGUGGACCAAUUUUGUUAAAUACGGAGAUCCCACACCAGAAACGUCAGAUUUACUUCCUGUUAAAUGGAUUGCGGUCACAGAAGAUGCAUUGAAUUAUUUAGAAAUAGACAGCGAGCAGACAUUAAAGAAACGUCCCAUACACGCACGGAUGGCAUUCUGGGAUUUAUAUUAUAAAAUGAAUAAAGAGCAUUUGAAGGGUUACAGGAAUACUGAAUUGUAAUUUAUAUUAAAUGAUUUUGUACGUUA